This is a messenger RNA of Mycena citricolor, 2819 nucleotides long. NCBI's taxonomy places the organism in Eukaryota, Fungi, Basidiomycota, Agaricomycetes, Agaricales, Mycenaceae. The record is from the annotation of a GenBank genome assembly.
UCUCGGUCUCGUACUGACGACUCCAUUGGCAAGAGCCUUCUUUAUCGACAUCUUACUGGUCCACUCUGGACUUCGGCAGUAAUCUUCGUCAUGUUUGCCGCCGCCACCUCGUUCUUUGCGCGCACUGCCAUCUCGCAGUCGUAUAACAUCUCCAGUUCUGGCGCUGGAAGCCGUUCCCCGACACCCGGACCCGGAGCUUCUGGCUCUCAAGCUCAAGCUUCGUCUGCAAAUAACUUCUCUCUACCCAUAACCAUUGGCCUCUGGCGCGUUCAAUCUGCCUCACACAAAGUGACGAACAAGCGUGUCAGCGUGUGGUCAUUUGACAAGCGCAGUCCUGAGAUCGAGAGACUGCGGCCGGCUGCGAAGGAAAGAACGCUAGAAGUACUCAAAGCCGAGAGGCUUACACACCAAGAGGCCUCUGCGCUCACAAGGCUACGGCAUCCUUGUAUUUUGGAAAUGGUUGAACCACUGGAAGAGACACGGACGGAAUUGAUAUUCGCAACGGAACCUGUGUUGUCUUCAUUGGAGUUAUCUAUCCCGAGUGGAAGUCGACAUUCCCCUCUCGUGGAGUUGGACGAAGUCGAAAUCCAGAAAGGCAUCUUGCAAAUAUGCAAAGGGCUUUCAUUCUUGCACUCAUCGGCGCUGCUGAUACAUUCUAAUCUCAGUCCGGAGAGUAUAAUCAUCAAUAGCUCGGGUGACUGGAAAAUCGCGGGGCUGGGACUGACGAUUCCGCUGAUGGCACCUGGGGGCGGGGCGACACGAUGGGAGUUUCCAACAUUCGACGGACAUGUCCCACAGUACAUUCAGCGCUCAUUCGACUACAUGGCACCGGAGUAUGCGCUGGACGAGCAACUCAUUACUGGGUCUGACAUGUACUCGCUCGGGUGCACGAUAUAUGCCGUGCACUGCAAGGGCAUUCCUCCGUUCAAAAAUCAUGGUAGUCUGGGCGGGCUGCGCGAGAACGCUGGUCGUCCACCGCCGAAUAUGGAUUCCUUGGAUCCUGAUCUACAAGGUCUCUUGCGUUCGUUAAUAACGCGACACCCUGCAAGCAGACCCACUCCGACCACCCUCCCUUCGCAUGGGUUCUUCUCAUCACUGCCCAUAUCAACACUGAACUUCCUGGACCGGUCGAACUUCACCGCGAAAACCCGCGAGGAAAAGAUCUCGUUCAUGAAGGGGCUCACGAACGUCCUCGACAAAUUCUCAUCGGGUUUACGAACGCGGAAGAUCCUGCCCAGUUUGCUAGAAGAGAUGAAGGACACACAUCUGCUACCGUACAUUCUGCCAAAUGUCUUUCUGAUUGCGCAGAUCCUAUCUUCGGCCCAGUUUGCGGCACUGGUACUGCCGAGCUUAAAGCCUCUCUUUGCGGUGAAAGAGCCACCGCAGAAUAUGCUGACGUUGCUGGAGAAUCUCGAGAUGUUGCAGGAAAAGACGGAGGGGUCGGUAUUCCGGACGGAAGUGCUGCCUUUGGUCUAUAACGCGCUGGAGUCGGACCACGCCGUCGUGCAGGAACGGGCGCUGAAGGCUGUGCCUCGGUUAUGUGAGAGCAUUGACUACGCCGAGGUGCAGGGCGUCCUGUUCCCCAGAGUUGCGCUGGUCUUUACGAAAACGCGCGUUCUUACAGUGAAGGUGGCGACGCUUGAAACGUUCUUGGCUAUGGUGGGGACUCUGGACCAAUCCAGUCUGACGCAGAAGCUCGUGCCGCUGCUGUCCAAAAUCCGAACCAAAGAGCCGGCAGUGACAAUGGCGACGUUGGCUGUGCAAGAAGCCAUGGGCCUCAAAGUCGACCGGGAAGCUGUCGCUACCCUGGUCCUGCCCCAGUUGUGGGCUAUGUCCAUCGGACCCCUGCUCAGCCUGAACCAAUUUGAGCGCUUCAUGGGUGUGAUCCGGAAGCUCUCGGACCGAAUUGAACAGGAACACAAACAGUUUCUGCGCGAUUCGCAACGACUGGAGGAUCGGUCGUCGACGGGACAGACCAACGGAGCUAAUGGCGGCGGUGCGGACGGGAAUGUGGACUUCGCGAGCUUGGUGGCCAGGGCAAAUGGUGCUCUUAAGCCUGACGUGACUGGGGGAAGUGCAACAGGGACGACAACAGCCACAAGCUGGGACGACGAUCCAUGGGCUAGCAUGCUGGGAGAACCGAACGUGGCUACGCCUUCGAGUCCUCCACUGGCCAUGAAUUUCCCAAAGCAUCAAACACUUCAACCACCGCCACCGCCAGCCUCGCCGUUCCAACCCCCAAAGCCAUCACCGUUGAGCAUGCGAGCAUCCUCAAGUUCGUUCUCGACUGCUCCCGUCAUACCCCGCGCUGCGCCCAUAUCCCCCCCGCAACAACCGUCGUAUAAUCUGUCCACCACCACAAAGCCGAAUUACAACAUCUCCCUCCCAUCGGUCGCACCCGUACCCGCGCCCGCGCCCGCACCCAGUUACUCGGCGCCUCCGUUAGCCUUUUCCUCGCCGCCAUUGACCGCAUCACCGCCGCCAUCAUUCGGCUUCUCCAACACCCCGAUGAUGGCCGCCGCUUCACCUCCUCUGAUGGGGGCCAGCUCGCCGAUGAUGGGAUCGGGCUUGCUGGCGCCAUCCAAGCCGCCAGUGCCGACAUGGACAGCCCCCAAGGCAAACAACGACGGCUGGGCGGACUUUGAUCCCCUCGCGUAGCCAGUUUAGACAGCCUUAUCUAUCCGUAUUAUAUGUUUCAACCAGGACAUCUGUAAUCGCGCCGACGCCCGAGGCUGGGACAAUGCUGUCGUCCGCGUCCGAAUCCUGCUCUGGGAUGGCGGCGGCGUCGAUGAAAAUGCCGAGGAUCCCGCGGAGUACGA